AUGAUGAACAUUUCCUUGCGUUUGAGAAGACCAUCCCGGAUGGUGGAUGGUAAAAGGAUGAGGAUGACUUCAAGUUUCCAGCGGCUCUUACUAACAUUUAUUCUUCUGUAUUUAAUGAAUCAAGUAAAUAGCCAGAAAAGGGGGGCUCCUCGUGAUUUGAAGUGUAUAACUAACAAUUUGCAAGUGUGGGACUGUUCUUGGAAAGCACCCUCUGGAGCAGGCCAUGGUACUAUUUAUGAAGUUUGCAUUGAAAGCAGGUCCCGUUCUUGUUAUCAGUCAGAGAAAGCAAAUGCUAAAAUCCCAGCUCUUUUACCUGGCGAUCAUGAAAUAACCAUAAAUCGUCUAUAUGAUUUUGGAAAUCCUAUAAGUAAAUUCACACUAAAUGAAAAAAAUGUUUCCUUAAUUCCAGAUACUCCAGAGAUCUUGAAUUUGUCUGCUGAUUUCUCAACUUCUACAUUACACCUGAAGUGGAAUGACAGGGGUUCUGUUUUUCCCCGUCACUUAAAUGUCAUCUGGGAAGUUAAAAUUCUGCGUAAAGAAAAUACGGAAAUCAUAAAAUUAGUGACCCACAACACAACUGUGAAUGGCAAAGAUACAGUUCAUCACUGGAGUUGGGCCUCAGACAUGCCCCUAGAGUGCACCACCCAUUCUGUGGCAAUUAGAUGCUAUGUUGACGAUCCUCAUUUCUCUGGUCGCAAAGAGUGGAGUGACUGGAGCCCACUGAAGAACAUUUCUUGGUCUCCUGAUUCCCAGACUAAGGUUUUUCCUCAAGACAAAGUGAUACUUGUAGGCUCAGAUAUAACAUUUUGUUGUGUGACUCAAGAAAAAGUGUUAUCAGCACAGAUUGGCCAAACAAAUUGUCCCCUUAUUCAUCUUGAUGGGGAAAAUGUUGCAAUCAAGAUCCAUAAUAUUUCAGUUUCUGCAAACAGUGGAACAAAUGUGGUUUUCACAACAGAAGAUAACAUAUUUGGGACAGUUAUUUUCGCAGGAUAUCCACCUGAUAUUCCUCAAAAACUGAAUUGUGAGACAUACGAUUUAAAAGAGAUUAUAUGUACUUGGAAUCCCGGAAGACCAACAGCACUGGUGGGCCCACGCAAUACAAGUUACACUUUAUUUGAAAGUUUCUCAGGAAAAUAUGUUAAAUUUAAAAGAGUUGAAGCACCAACAAAUGAAAGCUACCAGUUACUCUUUCAAAUGCGUCCAAAUCAAGAAAUAUAUAAUUUUACUUUGAAUGCUCGCAAUCCUCUGGGUCGGUCAGAAUCAACUAUUUUAGUUAACAUAACUGAGAAAGUUUAUCCUCGUAUUCCUACUUCAAUCAAAGUGAAGGAUAUUAAUUCAACAGCUGUUAUACUUUCCUGGCAUUUACCGGGCAACUUUGCAAAGAUUAAACUUUUAUGUCAAAUUGAAAUUAAUAAAACUAACGCAGUACAAGAAUUGCGGAAUGUCACGGUCAGAGGAGUAGAAAAUUCAAGUUAUCUUGUAGCUGUGGACCAGUUAAACCCAUAUACUGUAUAUACUUUCCGGAUUCGCUGUUCUGCUGAAACUUUCUGGAAAUGGAGCAAAUGGAGCAAUGAAAAAAAAUAUUUAACCACAGAAGCCAUUCCUUCAAAGGGACCAGAUACUUGGAGAGAGUGGAGUUCUGAUGGAAAAAACUUAAUAAUCUAUUGGAAGCCUUUGCCCAUUAACGAAGCUAAUGGGAAAAUCCUUUCCUAUAAUGUGUCAUGUUCACUAGAUGAGGAGACACAGUCCCUUUCUGAGAUCCCUGAUCCUCAACAUAAGGCAGAACUACAACUUGAUAAAAACGACUACAUCAUCAGCGUGGUGGCAAAAAAUUCUGUUGGUUCAUCGCCACCUUCUAAAAUAGCUAGUAUGGAAAUUCCAAACGAUGAUCUCAAAGUAGAGCAGGCUGUCGGGAUGGGAAAUGGAAUUCUCCUCACGUGGAAUUACGAUCCCAGCAUGACUUGUGACUAUGUUAUUAAGUGGUGUAACUCCUCUCGGGCCGAGCCCUGCCUCAUGGACUGGAAAAAAGUCCCUUCCAACAGCACUGAAGCUGUAAUAGAAUCUGAUCAGUUUCGACCGGGUGUAAGAUACAAUUUUUUUCUGUAUGGGUGCAGAAAUCAAGGAUAUCAGUUACUGCGUUCUAUAAUUGGAUAUAUAGAAGAAUUGGCUCCAAUUGUUGCCCCAAAUUUUACUGUCGAGGACACAUCUGCAGAUUCAAUAUUAGUAAGAUGGGAAGAUAUUCCUGUGGAAGAGCUUAGAGGCUUUUUAAGAGGAUAUUUAUUUUACUUUGAAAAAGGAGAGAGAGACACAUCUAAGAUCAGGGGUUUGGAAUCCGGUCGCUCUGAUAUAAAGGUUAAGAAUAUUACCGACCUCUCCCAGAAGACACUGAGAAUUGCCGAUCUUCAGGGUAAAACGAGUUACCAUCUGGUCCUGCGAGCCUAUACAGAUGGUGGAAUGGGCCCAGAGAAGAGCAUGUUUGUGGUGACAAAGGAAAAUUCUGUGGGAUUAAUUAUUGCCAUCCUCAUCCCAGUGGCGGUGGCGGUCAUUGUGGGAGUGGUAACGAGCAUUCUUUGCUAUCGGAAACGAGAAUGGAUUAAAGAAACCUUCUACCCUGACAUUCCAAAUCCAGAAAAUUGUAAAGCUUUACAGUUUCAGAAGAGUGUCUGUGAGGGAAACAGCGCUCUCAAAACAUUAGAAAUGAAUCCUUGUACCCCGAAUAAUGUUGAAGUUCUGGAAACUCGAUCAGCAGUUCCUAAAAUAGAAGAUACAGAAAUAAUUUCUCCCGUAGCCGAGCGCCCAGAAGAGAGCUCUGAUGCGGAACCCGAGAACCACGUGGUUGUGUCCUAUUGUCCGCCAGUCAUCGAGGAAGAAAUACCGAACCCGGGAGUGGAUGAAGCCGGAGGGACCUCACAAGUCAUUUACAUCGAUGUCCAGUCCAUGUACCAGCCUCAGGCAAAACCAGAAGAGGAACAAGAGAGCGACCCCGUCGGGGGGGCAGGCUAUAAGCCACAAAUGCACCUCCCCAUCACUUCUACUGUAGAAGACCUGGCUGCAGACGCUGACUUAGAUAAAACUGCAGGUUACAGACCUCAGGCCAAUGUAAAUACUUGGAACUUAGUAUCUCCAGACUCCCCCAGAUCCACAGACAGCAACAGUGAAAUUGUCUCUUUUGGAAGUCCCUGCUCCAUUAACUCCCGACAAUUUUUGAUUCCUCCUAAAGAUGAAGACUCUCCUAAAUCGAAUGGAGGAGGAUGGUCCUUUACAAACUUCUUCCAGAACAAACCGAAUGACUAA
Molecule: messenger RNA, 3294 nt
Organism: Puma concolor (puma)
Lineage: Eukaryota; Metazoa; Chordata; Mammalia; Carnivora; Felidae
Source: RefSeq, a predicted model, not a curated record